UUCUAGUUUUUACCAAUGGAGGUAGUGACUGCAAGACGAGGAUGCCACUGGCAGAAAGACCUUGGAAAAAAGUUUUGGAGCUUUUAAUCACAAAUUACACUGCAAAAGAAUGAAUAACGUUUUCUUGAGUCGUUUUUAAAACCACUUAACGAAAAGGAAAUGAAUUUACAACAUGUUAGGGACUUUUUGAAUGGCGUCCAGAAUGAAACAAAAGAAAAGACAAUUAAAACAUUAGAAAGCAACCAACAUAUGAUUGGGCAAAUUAUUACAUGUUUGAUGACUGAUGAUGGUAGCCAAAGUGAGCUUGCUGAUGUAGUGUACAGCAAUCUUUUUUCUUUGUAUCAACAUGGUGACGACACAAAAAAGGCAUUUGUUCUUCAUUUUCUACCUGCAUUCAUAUGGGAAUAUCUUUUCAUCUCCUUCAAUCAUGGGCAAAAGGGUCAUGGCAAGCUCGAAGCUAUUUUGCUGGCAAUCUAUAAUGCUGAAGUUGUUGAUCAUAACAACAAAACUAAAUAUCAGAAGUUUCGUUUACCUUCACUGACUAGACCAUCACUUUAUCAUGAGCCUUCACUGGCCAAAACCAGUGCUUCAGCAUUAACAGAAUUUGCAUUAAGUCGACAUGAGCAAAUUGAAGUGGCUUAUCGGCAGGAUGGUCCAGGAAGAAAGUUAAGUCGAAUUCCUGCAUGUUACAGAUUUUCAGUGGUCAGUUUUGUAUUGGAACAAUACAAUCAUUAUAUUACAUUUAUUGGAGAACUGUCACUUGAAGCGGCUUGUAAAAUGGCUUUAUUAGUCACUAGCUGUGGCUUUGAAGAUCUUUGUUUGAAACAAGAUGUAAAAAAGGAUUUGGAAAAAUUUUCAGAAUGUUCACGAAUUCCUAUAGACAACAGUACCUUAGUUCAACUAAUCUAUAUUGUUCAUUAUGCAUACUACAAUGGGUAUUCAAGCCAGACUCGUCCCAUUUUGAAAAACUUGAAUUUUCGCGCUGAAUAUGGCUUGUUCUCGCAAGCUUAUCUUCUCACGCAAUCUAUUGAUAAUAAUUUGAAAUGCGAAGGAGACAACAUUUCCCCGUUAGGACUUCAAAUACCUUCAAGUAUAUCUGACAGAGAAAGUGUCCCACAGAAAAGACGUUGUCCUUACGAAAUUCUCCUGUGUGAUAGAUCUGUACUGAGUGUACUAGAAAUUGAUCAAACUCAGUACACAUUGCAACCAAAUUCAAGCAAAGAGGGGCGUCCAAGGAAAAGUAAAAGUUGGUCCAAUACUUCUAGUGGUAAAUUUUCGUCUAGUCCUACUGCGUCAAACGUUCAGUCACCUGAUCGUCUCAGUACCCCUGGCACCCCAAGAAAGCCCACAACUGAAAAAAUAGAAUUGGUUACUGGUUUAUGAAUGAUGGAAGAAAGUAGAGAGUAAGAGUCAUGCCCUAUUAUGGAAAUAUUUUUUCACUCUCCAUGAGUUAACCAUUUCAUAACUGCUUUUAUUCACGAAUUAAAAAACACAAACAAUUUGCAUGUUUGACCAACACCCGACACUGAUACAACUAACAUUAUCGCACAUCUUUAAUUCGUGAAUUAUAAUGGUGAAAAAAUUAAUUAAGAUUACCAAAAAGUAUUCUAAUAAAACACAAAACAAUGGAUACUCCGUAUUAUGAUACCUUGUUUAUAAUUUGUAAUUUUUGAAAAGUUCACAUUUUUUACUGACGUAGACAUUUAACACUUGUCGAAAUGUUGAGAUUGAAUGUUUACUUUAUAUGGAGUGUCAACUGUUUUUGUGUUUUACUAAAAUUUAAGUGAAAUGUUUCUAUAAAUUUGGUUAAUAAAUUUGAAAGGUAAAACUGUA
Xenia sp. Carnegie-2017 is the source of this 1833-nucleotide messenger RNA. Its product is annotated as hyccin-like. The transcript has 12 exons. Gene Ontology annotation, cellular component: plasma membrane. Gene Ontology annotation, biological process: phosphatidylinositol phosphate biosynthetic process; protein localization to plasma membrane. NCBI's taxonomy places the organism in Eukaryota, Metazoa, Cnidaria, Anthozoa, Malacalcyonacea, Xeniidae. The record is from RefSeq and is a predicted model, not a curated record. Bases 160 to 1383 code for a protein of 407 amino acids.